AUGAAUGUAACCACACGAUCACUGGUCCUGAUGAAUUAUUUUCCAGAUACUCCAAGUUUAACCCAAUCUUGCAGAUACAAUUCAGCCCCAUUAAUUAGCAUGAUGAACACAUGUUAUGAAGCAGCCGGUAAAAGGUGGCCUAACUUCAUUGCUGUUGAUCAUUACAGGCGAAGCGACGGAGGAGGUGCACCUCAAGCAGUAGAUACGGCUAAUGGCCAACUAGUUUGUGGUUGUGCAAACAUAGCCUCUUGCAAGGAAAAUAUGACUUUUGGAGCAUGUAAACUGACUGAGGAUAUAGCUCCAAGUGGAGCAUUCAAUAAUCAAACUAGCUUUGGACAAUUUGAUAGCAGACCCAUUCGAUUUCAGUGGCUGUUUAUUGUAUUUUUAAUGGCCGGAAUGACAUUGUAA
Fraxinus pennsylvanica is the source of this 408-nucleotide messenger RNA. The record is from the annotation of a GenBank genome assembly. Lineage: Eukaryota; Viridiplantae; Streptophyta; Magnoliopsida; Lamiales; Oleaceae.